Molecule: messenger RNA, 7797 nt
Organism: Rhodotorula graminis WP1
Lineage: Eukaryota; Fungi; Basidiomycota; Microbotryomycetes; Sporidiobolales; Sporidiobolaceae
Exons: 14
Coding region: 1-7725 (2574 amino acids)
Biological process (GO): negative regulation of transcription by RNA polymerase II
Cellular component (GO): ESC/E(Z) complex
Molecular function (GO): nucleosome binding; protein binding
Source: RefSeq, a predicted model, not a curated record
AUGGGUCGAUCUGCUGGUCCAGCUCCCACACGCUGGCAGCCUUGUCAACACGGCCUCGCCAUGAGCGGGUGGGCGGCCGACACGACGACCGACCAGCCGGCUCGCGGCUCGCAGACCGAUAGCGCGCGCGUCGUAUUCCAGGUCGGUCCUGUCGUCGAGCCGUCUUCGGCACCAACCUCCCUGUCGUCCAACGUCGCCGACAUGGACCACGGCGCGGCGAGCAGCGGCGACGACGACGUCUCGAUGGGCUUGCGACGCGCUCGAGGCUCGGUCGAGCGCACGGCUCGCAAGACUGCGACGAGUCGGCGCCCGCUCGGUGCAGCACCCGACCAGCACUACCUCGUCGACCUCGCCGCCGACGACUACCGCAUGCGCGACGACGACUCGUCGUCCGCGGACUCGAGCUCGUCGUCUGACUCGUCGAUCGAGCUCGACAGCGGCGCGUCGUCGUACGACUCGCGAGCGGCACCUCGCGCCGCCCUCUCGCCCGAUCCUCUUCCCCGCGCCUCGACGCCGUUCCGCACACCGUCCCGCGCUCCUCGUCCUCGCCGCCACGCCCACACGACUGUGCCCUCGCCGCCCAAGAGCGCUCGCACGCCUGUCGACCCUGCAGCCGUCUCGCGCGACCACCCUCUCCCGCACCCUCCCUUCGACUUCGACAUCCUCAACCACGCGCCGACACGGCAUCCGGCGCCGCCUGCAGCGUGGAAAGAGCCGUCCUCUCGCACGGCGCAGGAGGACAAGGACGAGGCGGCGCGGGCUGCCGAGCGCAGGAGGAGGAUCAAGCGGCAGCGCAGGCUGCGCGAGCCCGAGGCGGCGCCGUGGGGGUGGACGUGGACGUGCGAGAGCCUCGUCGAGCUGAGGAAGAACGUCGAGAGCAAGGGCAAGCAGAAGGAGACCGCGACUGACUACCGCUCGGCCGCCUUCUUCCCGCACGCCCAUCUACCCGGACUCUCGUACAUGUCGGGCGUCAUGGCCGUCGUCGGCGGCAGCAAGGUCAACCUGCACCACCUCGACUCGGCUUCGACCUCGACAAGCUCCUCAAAGCUCUCGCACCUUGUCUCCCACGAGAGUGCCGCUCGCCUGUACCCGUCACACCGCGACAAGGAGGAGUACCUCACCUGCGCCUGGUCCGUCAACAUCUCGACGCACCCGUACACGCCCAUGCUCGCCGUCGCAGGUCGAGGGCGCGUCAUCGACAUCUUCUUCAUCGGGCGCCGACCGUCGGGCGAGUGGCUGCUCCACAAGGACCGCACGCUCACCGGCCAUGGCGGUACGAUCCACGCCCUCGCGUUCCACCCCUCGUACCCGCACCUCCUCGCGUCCGCCAGCGAGGACAAGACGGUCCGCCUGUGCGACCCGACCCUGCCCUGGGGCUCGGACGCCAUCGUCUCGCGACGAGCGGGACCUGCGCGUGCGAGCGCCACCGAGACGGACACGGCGGGCGGCGGGAAGAAGAAGGCCAAGGGCAAGGCGGUCGGGCCGCAGAGCAAGGUCGAGGAGCGCAUUCGGCAGGCCGAGGGAGGGCGCACGAGCAGGCCAAGGGUAGAGGGAGAGCUCUUGGGCGUGCUCGCAGAGGGCGGACACGAAAAGGCCGUCAUGUCGUGCAACUUUCACGCCACGCUCGACGUCAUCGUCUCGGCCGGCAACGACGGUUUCAUCAAGUUGUGGCACCUCCCGCCGUCCGUCCUCGAGGCGACGCCCUUCUGGCCACACACGCCGCUCCACCGCCACCCUCCCUCACCUCCGCCGUUCGUCCAUGCACCGGUCAUCGGCCCGCCAAUCUUUUCCUCGUACGCCGUCCACCCCGGCCAGUGGCCCGACCAGGUCCUGUUCGCCUCGCCGACCACCUGCACCAUCCUGUCGAAGGCGCCCGUCUCGCACCCCGACGCGCGCUUCUCGCCUCGCACGAGCGUCAAGCUGUGGACCCCGACCGUCCUCGACGUCCUUCCGUCGCGCUCGGCCGAUCGUCGCGCCGCAGCAGUCGAGCGAGCGCGCAGUUUCGCACGCGCCACGUCCGAGUCGGCCGACGCGCCCGCGCUCCUGCCGCCGUCGGCCCCACUCCCGCCAUACGCGAGGAGCGACGGCGCGUUACGCGUCGCGUACGAGGCCGUCGUCGAGUCGCAGAACUGCGUCGGCGACUCGGUCGGGUGGUUCCGCCCGGCGCCGCACUCGCCGGCCGACCCUGAGCGGGACGGACCGGACGAGCCGUUCUUCGUCAUUGGGACGUCGACGCCGCUUCCUGUGCCGGCCGACGCCGCCGACGCCGACGAGGCGCUCUACUUCUACCGCCCCUUCGCGCCCAUUCCCCUCGGUACCGCCACGAGCCCUUCUUCCUCCACCUCCUCUUCCGCCGCGCCCGCUCGGUCAUUCCUCAGCAUCACCAAUUCCCCUACCGCAACUCGUCGACCGCCGACCGCCGCAGCUCGCGCCGCCGAGGUCGAUGCCGCUGCGGCCGCCCUCUUCCCGCCCGACCGCGACCGCUCGGCGCACGACUUUGCGCCGCGGCUCCUCCCGAGCGCCGUCGUGGACGUCGUACCGAGGGACGACGCGCGAGGUGGCGCAGGAGCGCGGCCGGCGCUGCACUGGAGGGCGCUCGCGGUCGGAGCGGGAGGGAUGGACGUGGUCGCGGUGGGCGACGGCGGGGCGGUCGCGGUCUUUCGGGCGCAGCGGCGGGACCGAGCAGAGGUCGUCGACGCGCUCCCCACAACUUCCGCGCCUCCGCCGUUCCCUCCCCGGCCGACCAGGGCCCCGUUGAGCGUGUUCGAUUCGAGCAUCUACGACGGCACCUGCCUGCUCGGCGCGGCAGCGACCGUCCUGUUCCAGCCAGCCGAGUUCCGCCGCGCAGUCUUCGCCCUCCUCCUCGAGUGCGGCGCCAGCCCGUACGCGGCGGGCGACAACGGCAUGGCGGCCGAGUGGGUCCUGUACCGGAUCAAGGGCGAGCAGGAGAUGCGCGAGUGGUGCCUGCACGAGCUCGGCCGGGCCAAGGAGGCCCAGCGCAACAUGGUGCGGUACGAGGCGCCGAGCGAGGUGCACGACUGGAUCGAGAACGAGCUCGCGGCGCUGGACGCCGAGGUCGAGUACGAGCACGAGCCCGAGCAGGUCGACGACGAGGACACGCCGAUGCAAGACUACGACGAGCUCGACAACCUCGACCGCCACGAGCCGAUCCAGGCGCCGCCGGCCAAGCGUCCUCGCGUGCUCUCGCCCCUGCCCGACUACGAGGACGCCGAGCACCUCGCCGAGCGCUCUCACCCGUACCUGUACGUCGACGCACCCUACGCGGCGGCAGGGCACGCUCGAGCGCGCGACGAGCCCGUCCAGGACCCGCCUCGCCCGUCGCCGGCAGUCGGUGGAUCACGCCCUUGGUCGAGCGCGCCAGGCGGCCUCACGCAGCACGAGGCGCGCGUGUUCGCGCCCCUCAUCGGCACGCUCCGCCGCGCCCCGAACGGUACGGCCCUCGCGUCCAGGGUGGGCCAGGAACUGCCGCAGUUCAACUCGGCCGUCUACAAGCUCGACCCGGACCUGAGCACGUGGCGGCCGUACGUCGCUCGCGCCGAGGAGCUCGGUCUCGUCGAGCUCGGGAGAGGCGCGGUUCAAGGGAGAGACUGGGUCCGCUUGCGUCCCUCGUACCUGCACGAGACGCCUCGGCGACAUGAUUCGCCUCCGCCGACGUCCUCCUCGACCACCUUCCCGUCAGAGGCGCACAACCGGCCGCCGAGCACCGGCCCUCCUCAAGCGCGCCCACCUUCUCCUCCUCGACCUCCCGCACACCUCCGUCGUCCGCCACCUCCACCACUCCUACCUCUUCAUUCGCCACACGAGCCGUCCUUCCCGCACCCGACGACCGCGAGCGCGGCCGAUGCCGCCCAGACCUCGACCUCGGUCGGCUCGUUCGCCUCGUCGGCGCCCCGCCAGCCGCUCGAGCCGGACCGAGGUGGGCUCGCCGGCUCCCCGAAGCUUUCGCAGCCGCCGCCAGAGCGGAUCGGCCCGCCUCAAGAAGCGCCAGAACCCGUCGUCAUCGACCGCCGCGAGCCGAUCUUCCCCAAGCGCAGACGCUCGCCGUCCCCUCGGCCCGACUACCGCAGCACCGAGCGCGCCGCCCCGCCUCACUCGAGCUCCACGUCGGCGUACGUCCAGGGCGGCGGCACGAGGCGCGUUGGCGACGGCGAGGAGGUCUCGCGAGCGGCGUCCCGUCCUGCGCCCGUACGAGCGCAGCUCCCGCCGCGGCCGAGGUGGGCGUCUCGCCUGCACGACGACGACGCAGACGUCUUUGAGCCCCUCGUCGAGACGCUCCGCCCCAUGAAAGCCGGCAGGCGUUGGGUGAGGGGCUCGGACGUCGGGGAACGCAUGCGUCCCUGGUUCCCCGACGUGUACAAGCGCGACCGGCGCCUCGGCGCGUGGAAGGCGUACGCCGAGCGCGCGCACAAACUCGGCAUCAUCACGCUCCAGCCUCUCUCGAACGCGCAGGACGAGGUCCGCCUCGCCGCCGAGUUCGACGUUCCGGACAGUCGGUCCCCGUCCCCUUUCCGGUACACCCGCUCGCCCCGCAUCCCUUCGCCCGACCGACCCGAGCGCUCGACGACCGCCCUUCCUCCUCGUCCUGCGCCCUACCAGCCGACAUCGAUGCCCCCGACGCACCCUCUCUUGCUCGCCGAGCCGUCAACGACCGUCAGCGAGCGCGGCCCGACGACGACGAGCUCCUCGUCGACCGACAAAAUCGGCCAGUCGUGGGAAGCCUUCACGGCGAGCAGGCAGAAGCCGAGCCCGACGACCAGAUCGAGCGUCCCGGGCGUACCCGUCAUGCCCCGUGGGUCGUCGGGCGCCACGCCGCCGUCGAGCACGUCAUCCUCGCCCGUCGUUCCACCCGUGCUCGGCGCCUCGAGUGCGCCUCUCGCCGCCAGUGCGCCUCCCGCCAGGUCGCCCGGCCAGUCGACCUCGUCGACCUCGUCGUCCUUUGUCGCCGCAACUCGAGCGCCCGAGGGCUCGGCGGCGUCGGUUGCGCUCGUCACGGGGCCGUCAGCCGCCUCGCUCGGCGUCGCAGGAGGCGCUCGGCCGGCGCCGAGUGACCCGUCUUUGCCGUCGAUGGUCUCGCCGCGGCUGCCCGAGCCGUCGAGUGCGUCACACUCGGCGCCUGAUCCCGCCGUCGCCGACCGCCGCGAGCCGAUCCUCGUCAAGCGGUCGCGCUCGUCGUCGCCCAUGCCCGACCAACCUGUCGCCGAGCCCGUCGUCAAGCGCCAGAUGGUCAUCCCGCCGCUCGCCGUCUCGACCGACAUCCUGAAGCCUGUCGGUGGGCGCGACGAGCCCGCACGCGCACCGCCCUGCCCGGCACCGGCACCUGUUCCCGCCGCACCCGCACCUGUUCCCGCACCUGCGGCCGUUCCGCGCCGGCCGCGGGAGGCGUCGCGCCUGACGGACGACGAGGCGCACGUCUUUGAGCCGCUCAUCAAGACGCUGCGCAGCAUGAAGGCGCGCGACCGGUGGGUCCUCGUCUCGGACGUCGGGCGCCGCAUGUGCCGCGAGUUCUACGACGUCUACCGUCGCGACCCGGCCCUGUCGUUCUGGAAGCCGUACGGCCAUCGCGCUCAAGAGCUGCGCAUCAUCACGAUCGACGAGCGCGAGAGGAAGCCGAGCCUGAUCUGCCUCACCGCCGAGUUCGCCACCGCCCGUGCACCUCAACCCUCGCCUCCACCGUCUACGAUCGCGCCAGUCGUGCGCCCCGAGCACUCGACCACCGUCCUGCCGCCCCGGCCGAGCUCCCUACUCCUCGACCCGGCCUUCUCCGUCCCGGCACCGCCUCCUUCGCUCGAGCCACCAGGUCACGUCGUCUCGACUACCGUACGGCCCACGUCGGCCGGCCAGGGCGGCGCCGCCUCGACGAGCUCGCCCUCGGCCGACGAGAUCGGCCAGUCGUGGCGCGAGUUCACGGCAAACCGGCAGAAGCCGCGCUCGUCGGCCCCGUCGAUCAUGCCAGGGCCGACGAUCACGCGGCCCACGCAGUCGGGCGCGGCAUCGUCGUCGACGACGUCGGUCUCGGCGGCUGCGCAGCCCGUGCCCGGCGCCUCGAGUACGCCUCUCGCAGCCGGUGCGCCUCCCGCCGGGUCGCCUGGCCAGUCGACGUCGUCGUCCUCCGUCGCCGUCCCUCGAGCGCCCGAGGGCUCGGCGGCGUCGCCGGGCUCGUUCGGUCCCGGCUCGUCGACUACCUCACUCGGCGUCGCAGGAGCCGGCCCGGCGGCUUUGAGCGACUCGUCGGCCCUGCCGAUGCGCGUCAACUUGCUCGACGUGCUCCGCGGCGACCGUGCGCGCGAGCGCUCGCGCGACGCGCCGCAGCGUCCCCUCGCGGACGAGCCGCUCGGACCUCGGGUCGUCCAGGGCGACCUCACGCCGGUGUCGCUCGAGAUGGCUCGGUCCGCCUCGGUCGUCUCGAUGCCUCAAGACGUCGUCGGCCUGUCGGCGUCGGCAGCGGACUCGUCCAUGGCCAUGACGAGGCGCGCGACCAGCCCUUCCACCGCUCGACCUGCACCAUCUCUCGGCGCUCCCGGCCUCGACACGUCGUCCGCCGUUAGCGCGGUUGCGCCGGCGGCGUCGGCUGUCGCACAAGGGCCUGCCGUGCCGGCCUCGACGAGCAUGGGCCCUCCCUCGACGGCGUCGCUCCACUCGUUCGGAAGGCGAGUUGCGCCGCUCGCCGCCGCCGCACCCGUCUCGUCCGCCGCCUCGAGCUCGGCGUCGGCCGUGCCCGAGCGUGACCCAAGCGCCAGGGCGAGCGAGGUCAAGAAGCCACCGCCGCCGAGCACGGCAAGCGCCGCGCCGAGCGGAUGGACGCCGAGCGCGACCCAGUCGCUCGGCUCGUCCGUGUCGGGCGCCGACUUUGCGGCGCUCGGGACGGCUACGGCCGCAUCGGGCCCGCCGCCGCGAUCGGUGUCGCGCCUGCCUCGACUCGCCCGUCCGCCGCCGCCUCCUCCAGUCGCUCGCCCUCGCCCUCCCUCGUCCACCCCUCGUUCAGUCGCCUCUUCCGCCUCGUCCGCACCCGAUCCACCUCCUCCCGUACAACCGGCGCCGCCGUCGCAGCAGACGUCGACCGUGCACCCCGGCUGGGCGCCGACUUUCCCGAGCGCGCUCGCCCCGCCGGGCCCGGCCGCCUCGAUCCCGCGCGCCUCGAGCCACGACCGGCCGCCGCACUGGAACACGUUCGCCCCGACCGCGUACCCGAGCACGACCAUGCCCUCCUUCACGCCCACCGCGCCUGCCGCCUUUGCCAGCGCCGCUCGGGCCCCGGCGCAGCAGCGCGUCGCCGGCUUCGUCACGGUCGAGGUGCACCUCCUGCCGCCGUACGCGACCGAGAACGUCCUGCGCAUGUACCUCUUGCGCGGGCCGUCCGUGUUCGAGAGCCUGCCGAGCGCGGCGCAGCUGGACCAGCUCGACGCGCUCGUUCGCGGCGGCGAGUUCCGCAGCGCGGCGGCGCAGCUGCAGCAGCAGCGGCAGCACGACGAGCCGCCGCCGGUCCCGAAGCGGGUCCAGGUCGUGAUCGACGAGAAGCCCGGGCUCGCGCAGGACCGACGGUGGGCGCAGGUGACGUACAAGACGAGGGCCGACGCCGACCGGGCGAGGGCCAUCUUCAACGGCAAGAGGCUCGUCGAGGGUCCGGCGGGCAUGGGCGAGCAGGGGCUCAUGUGGAUCGAGCAGGGGUCCGAGAUCGCGAGGUUCAGGACGCAGGCGUUCCGCUGAGGAGGGACGAAGGAGGAGGAGGAAGCCGCUUUCGCUUUUCUCGGCGUGCAACUCUGCCGCAGCUUUCACGUA